CGCUGGUGUUUUGUCGAAAUUGAAACCGAAAAUUCUUUCAUUAUUAAUUUUUUACUACACAAGUUGACAUUUCACGUGACCAUGACUGUAUAACAUAGUCUUUCAUUUAUAACAUGGUACUAAAAUAAUCUCUGAAUAUCAUAGUUUUAUUUAUGAAAAUCUUUCCGUUUCAUUUAGCGUCGUAGCUAACUUAUACACAUUGCUGUUAUGAAAUAGUUGAGGUUAAUCAUAUUAAGUUUAUAAAAAUUUAGUUUUAACUUUGGAUAUGAAAUAUUUAACCUUUUACCUUACGAUCAAUUAUCACUAUAGUUGUUUAAAUAAAAGAAAUUAAGAUGGGGAUCUCAAAAAAUGUAAAUGAUAUUGUAAGGGUAUUUACAGGUAGUAGAAAAUCCGCUUAUUUAUGGAGAAGUUCUUACAUCUGCCGUAAUUUCUCUAACAAACAGGGGAAGUUGCUCAGUGCAGAGUCGAAGGCAUUUAUCGGCGUUCUUUCAAGAUCGUUUGGAUUGCCCACCCAAACAAUUCGACAAUUGCAUGCUAGUUUUUGCAAUAAUAAUAUAAGAAAGGAUAACGACAGUGAUAAACAAAAUCCAAAAAAGACACCAAAUGAAAAUGAUAAAAAUAACGACAAUGAAGAAAAACUUAAAUCAAUGGUCACUAAGGCAGUGCUUUGGUUAUUUACAAUUUAUAUGUUGAUUGCAUUUUUUACAUUAGUGAUGUCUCCUCGCACUGAUCGACCUGAGGGUUCAACACGGUACGUUUCGUGGAAUGAGUUUAUUCAUCAUAUGCUCGCUGCAGGUGAAGUUAAAGAAUUAAUAAUAAGACCUGAUAUGGAAAUGGUUACGAUUAUUUUACAUGACGGAGCUAUUAUUAAGGGAAGAAAAGUCUCGUCAACAAUUUUUCAUAUGGCUAUACCAGAUCCAACAAAGUUUGAAGAAAAACUACGAGAAGUUGAAAGGCGGCUGGGUAUUAGCGAAGGUGUUGCAAUUACUUAUGAUCGUCAAAGUGAUGUAACUGGUAGGAUUCUCAUAUUGCUUCUAUUCUUUGGUCUUCUCAUGGCGAUAGCGUCUCGUUUAAGAGGUGUUAAAAGCCCAUUAAGUAUGGAUACUUUCACUCAAAUGGGGAGAGCCAAAUUUACACUUGUUGAUCCUUUCGAUGGGGGCCGUGGAGUGUUAUUUAGAGAUGUUGCUGGCUUACAAGAAGCAAAACAGGAAGUAAAAGAAUUUGUAGAUUAUUUAAAAGCACCAGAGAAGUAUCAGCGUCUUGGAGCGAAAGUUCCCAAAGGAGCACUUCUUCUAGGACCUCCAGGAUGUGGGAAAACUCUACUUGCAAAAGCAGUGGCAACCGAAGCACAAGUUCCUUUUUUAAGUAUGAAUGGCUCAGAAUUUAUUGAGAUGAUUGGUGGACUUGGAGCGGCAAGAGUUCGUGAUUUAUUUCAAGAAGGAAGAAAAAGAUCACCUUGCAUCAUUUAUAUUGAUGAGAUUGACGCAAUUGGAAGGCAAAGGUCUGGUAAUGAAACUUUAACACAAGGAAGUUCAGGAGAAUCAGAACAAACUCUUAAUCAAUUACUUGUGGAAAUGGAUGGCAUGGCAUCAAAGGAAGGCGUAUUAAUGCUUGCAAGCACAAAUCGCGCAGAUAUAUUGGAUAAGGCACUUCUACGUCCAGGUCGAUUUGACCGUCACAUACUUAUAGAUUUACCAACAUUACAAGAAAGGAAAGAAAUAUUUGAAAAGCAUUUAUCCUCUGUAAAAUUAGAAACGCAUCCAUUUUCAUACUCUAAAAGGCUUGCACGUUUAACUCCGGGAUUUUCUGGAGCAGACAUAGCAAAUGUUUGCAAUGAAGCUGCUUUACAUGCAGCUCGAAAUUCUCAAAAAAUUGUUAAAUCAAAAAAUUUAGAAUAUGCUGUAGAGCGCUUAGUUGGAGGUACUGAAAAAAGAUCUAGUGCUAUAUCACCAGCUGAGCGGAGAGUUAUCGCGUAUCAUGAAUCUGGACAUGCACUUGUUGGAUGGCUAUUACCGAACUCCGACAUUUUAUUAAAAGUAACAAUAGUUCCUAGAACAAGUUUAACUUUAGGAUUUGCACAAUAUACACCCAAUGAACAACAACUUUAUUCGAAAGAGGAGCUUUUUGACAAAAUGUGUAUGGCAUUAGGUGGAAGAGCUGCAGAAAAUUUGAUCUUUAAUCGAAUAACAACUGGCGCUCAAAAUGAUUUGGAAAGAGUUACAAAAAUAGCCUACUCUCAACUUAAAAAGUAUGGAAUGAAUGAUGAGUUGGGUCCAAUUUAUGUCUCAGAUGCUGAAGAAGCUGGUACUUUCGGAAGGCCAUUUUCUAAAUCUUUGGAAAAUGUUAUCGAUGUUGAGGUCAGAAAUUUAAUAGCCAAUGCGUAUAGCAAAACAGAAUUAAUUCUGCAAAAUAAUAGAGAUAAAUUAGAGAAGUUGGCCGAAGCGCUUCUAGAAAAAGAAACUUUAAACUAUGAUGAAGUUGUAGCUUUGAUUGGUCCGCCUGCUUACGACGCCGGGAAACGAAUUAUUGAACCAGUUGAAUUCGAAGAGUCUUUGAAAAAUUUAAGCAGUGAUGCAAAAUAAUUUGAUUUUGUUUUAUUUCUCUUCGUUAUUACACUAGUCAAUAAAUUAGAAUAUUUUAAAAUUUA
Molecule: messenger RNA, 2647 nt
Organism: Teleopsis dalmanni
Lineage: Eukaryota; Metazoa; Arthropoda; Insecta; Diptera; Diopsidae
Gene: Spg7
Product: paraplegin
Exons: 9
Coding region: 333-2582 (749 amino acids)
Biological process (GO): protein-containing complex assembly; mitochondrial protein processing
Cellular component (GO): membrane; m-AAA complex
Molecular function (GO): ATP binding; ATP-dependent peptidase activity; metalloendopeptidase activity
Source: RefSeq, a predicted model, not a curated record